AGGUGUUUAUAUGCACGUAUGUGACUAUGUGUGUUCGGAACAGUGUGCGUUUGUGUGUGCGGUGACAAAACAAAUAUUGUUAGGUGAUAUAAUAUUCAACAUUCUCCCAUCAUUCGUUUGGACAACAACAACGACGCUACAUUGGAACUUUUGAAAACAACUGUGUUCGACAGGAAACCACUUUGAGGAAGGUUAAUUCAAGAUCCGAUUACUAACUUGAAGCGUGUUUAUCACUGUCAUCAAAUUAUCACUACAUAGGAAGAAGAGGAAUUGGAAAGCAGAAAAAUAAUUUCUUUAAAUAUGGUGGAUAUGCGUAGCAAAUUGGAUGGUUCAGAUGGCUCAUCAUUGGGGAAUUCCAAUCUUGGAUUACCUGAGAUCAAUAAGUGCGGUUCAACAAACUGUGAAUGUAAAACAUUUCAGCCUAUUUUAAGUAAUAUUCGCCAGUGUACAAACUGUCAUCAUUCUUGGUGUUUACAUGUACUUCCUAAGUUAGUGAAUUUACCGAUGUAUUUUGAAACAAGUAACUCACCACAACCUUUAAUGCUUACUACUACACUGGAACUGUUGAGUAUGUCAUUAUUUGGUUGUCAAGCUAUUCCGAUGCGAAUUAAAAUCCUAUUGGAUCGUCUUUUGUCUGCCCAACUGGCCCAUGCUGAUGUUGUCAGACUCUUGUUAACGUUUGGAUGGACAUUUCAAGACUAUAGUCGAGGAUAUAUGUUAACUAACUCAAACGGUUCAUUAAAAGAUCACUGGGAAAUGUGUACUGUGGAAGAAGAAAGUGUUGUUAUUCAACAGUUCUUACGCUUUCCUGAAACUCGUCAGCUAGCUUACAUAAUGUUAUCACAAGGAUGCAGUGAAUACGAACAAAAGACGUCGAGCACAACUGUAACUUCAAAUCAGUUGACCAGUGGAAAUUAUUCGCAGUCAACAUUUACAAGUCAUUUGUCACCAUUGUAUAGUGUCAAUAAUGUCAUUACAACAAUCGGUAGUAGUUGCAUUAGUAGUGGUCAGAUUUCUCCUGAUGUAGCGCUCAAAUCAAAAAACGAUACAAAAUGUGAAAAUAAAAAGUCACAAGAUUUCACAAUGAGUCUGUUGUCACCAUCGACUACUGAAGUAUCGCCUAACAGUACUCGGACGCUGACAAUUUCAUCGUUUUCUAACAGUUCUUCAUCAUCUGUUUCCCCUGCUAACGAGAAUAAUAAACAACAAGUUGGCGGAAAUAUCAUGAAUUCUCCUAACAGUGUUAGUAAUAAUAGUUAUAAUAAUAAUCCAUACUAUGUAAAAAAGAAUAAAAAUAAUAGAUCUAGUGGAUUUCUAGACAUUUCUAGGGAGAACGACUUCAGUCUACUGUCUCUUACACACCGAACAACAGGAAAGAAUGAUUGUAAACGGAUGAGAAGCAGUACAAAUGAAAAAGCUUUAAAUUCAUUGACAAGUAGUAAUAAUCAAGGGAAUUCUGUAAACACGAACAUAAACAACAUUCUAGCUAAUGGAAAUUGUAACAACCCAUUCAUUGCUGCAAUGGCGGCAGCAGCCGCUGCUGCUGUCAGUGGUCUUCCGUUACCGCCAGGUGUAUUGAACAAUUUGAACCCAUUCUUGAAUAAUUCAACCUUGAGAAAUUCAAAAUCUUUUCUUGAUACAAAGUUGUUGAAUGAUCAAACAGUUGAUAAAGCAGACCUACAAACAAAUUCCAAUGUUAAUUGUUCAAUAGAAGAUAAGAAAUUCAUUGAUCAAAAUUUUAAUAUGAAUUGCGGCUUUGAUAACUCAUCACUAACAUCGUCGAGUCAAGAUAGUUUAUUGAAUACAAGCUUAUUGAAUUUCUCAGCUUUUAACUCAUCCGUGUUUCCAGUUUCAUCUCAGUUGGCUAGUGCACUAGUAGCUGCAGCAGCAUUGCAUUCGAAAUACCCAUUGUCGAUGCUACCACCAUCUAGAUCACCAAAAGCAGUAGCAGCAGGCUUUCCAAAUGUUUCUCUUAAUAGUACAACUACAUCAUCACUGGAGAUAAUGACGCCAACGAUCACAACAGCUAAAUCGAACACGUCCAACUCCACAACACUUUGCAAAAAUAAUAGUUGUUCUUCUCCAAAUUCAUUGAUAAACAUGAAUCUAUGGAGUGACAGACAAAUUCAGAUGAGUCAAGAUAAUAAAAACAAUCAGACUGAAAUAAAUCAUAAUCAUUUACUUUUGAAUGAGCAAACAGCUGCAUUUAGUUCAAUUGAUGCCAGUUUGUUUGGUGUGAACACCUGGCUACCGAAUACUUUGCACAGUUUACCGUCUACGGAACAAGAAAAUGUGGAUUCCAAUUUUGUCCAUUUCAACAAUUCAUCUGUUCAGCGGUUAUCCACUAAUUCAGUGAAAUCGAAACAUUUCAAUUUGGACCAACCAUAUCACAAAAGUCAUCAUCAUAUAUCAGGAACACUCACAUCAACACCGUCAUCGUUAUCUUCACUAUCGAUAGCAACAGUACUACCAGGAACGCCAACAACUAAUACACUUGUUCACCAUCCUCAUCACCAACCAACAAAAAAGAAACAUGAACAUCGUAGACCCGAUUUUGUGAAAGCACGGAAAAGUACUACGGUAACAAAAACACCAUCGAUUAGUCAAACAAAUUCAGUUUCUGUGACAAAUCUGUCAGAAGAUGGACGUAACGAAGGGAAUGGAUACAAUUUCUCAAGAAAUAAAAAACGUGUUCUGUGCACAACAUGCAAAAAAUCAUUUUGUGAUAAAGGUGCACUGAAAAUUCAUUACAGUGCAGUUCACUUGAAGGAAAUGCAUAAAUGUACAAUUAAAGGCUGCAGCAUGUGGUUCAGUUCUCGAAGAAGUCGUAAUCGUCACUCAGCCAAUCCUAAUCCACGCUUACAUAUGACACAUUCAAGUAAAAAGUUACCGGAAAAUGCAACGAUUGUUGAUGAUGGGAGUGGUAGGGUAAUUGGUAGACGUAACCCCUUGCCAAAUUCAGUGCUAAAUCCUCCUUUAUUACCAGUUAUUACGACAGCAAACACAACAAAUGAUACAAGUUCGACAGUAUAUAGUGGAUGGACAAGAGAAUUCAGUGAUGAUAUCCAGUUUAAAGUAGCAAGUACAAAGUAUAAACCGUCAGUGAAAAGUAUAUUUUCAUCAUGUCGACGUAAACGGGACAGAUCUAGUUUAGGUGAUUAUGUUAACUGGCCUCAGUCAUCAACUGAUUCAAUUAGUCAAGCAUCAAAUGAUGGUCAUCUACAAGCAGACACUAUUUCUACUGAACCACAUCUACCGAUUUCACGUUAUCGUCAACCAUCCCAACAGAAGCAACAUUUUAACUCUUGGAAAUACAGUAAAACUGAGGCCAAUUCUGAUAUCGAAGUAAGCAAUAAUGAUCAUUGGAAUGAAUCACGGUGUAUUAGUAGCACUGAUGGUAGUGUUGAUGACAGACUGCUUAGGAACCAUAAACUAGACUAUAUUUCAAGCAGUAAUAGUCAGUUUGAAGAGGAGAACAGUGAUAAUGAAGAUGAUGGUGAAGAAGAGGAAGAAGAAGGCGUCCUACUUCCAGAUGGAAGUAGUACAUAUGCAGAUGAAAAUGAUGAUUUUCUAGCUACUAAUAAUUUAGAACACAAUCUAGAAAUUACCAACGAUACUGAACCAGAGGAUAAUGGAACCGAUAGCCUAGAAGAGAAGCAAGAAGAAGUAAGACAUGAUCAACGACAAAAAAGGCAUUCAACAUGUCAGCCAAGGACGAUAUCACCAAAAAGCGCAAAUGAAAUUGAUGAAUUGACGGUAUCGAUAGAAGUCAAUGAAUCCAAUGAAAUAUUAUUGAAUGAACAAUUUCAUAUUAAAAAGCAUUCAAAUUAUAAAUCUUCAACAUCAGACUUCUCAGCCGCUGUACUAGCUCAGUCACCUUGUUAGUCAGACAGAAAUUAUCGAUUAAUUUGCGACCUACCACAAUUUCAUCACUGUUCAUAUUGUCUCAUACUUUGUAUUAAUAGUCAAAUGAACUAAAAGGAUUAUUCAUUAUUCUAUGAUCAGAAGCUCAGUCUAAAAAACGUCUACUGUCAUUUAUAUGAAAAAAGUGAUAUCCUCAUAAUUUAAUUUUCAACAAAUCUGAUCAUCAGGAAAAAGGAGAUAUUUAACUAGAAAACAGCUUUCUAAUGCAUUCAACAUCACCCCCUCCAUCCUCAACUUCCAAAAUCAAAAUGAAAUAGAACACCUGAAUUUCGCAUUUGUGCCAGAAAUUGUAUGAGCACAUUUUUUAUCUUCAUAAUUUGUAAAUAGUUUUACAUUACUUCCAUUAUUAUCUUUUUUUGAAUCUAACAACAUCUUGAACAGCUCUCACUGCUGAUUCUUCUUCACAAGAAGUUUUACAUAUAUGUAUUUGACUACUUGUAAGUAUGUAAUUCUACUUCUGAAAAUUAUGAGAGCCUAC
Molecule: messenger RNA, 4402 nt
Organism: Heterobilharzia americana
Lineage: Eukaryota; Metazoa; Platyhelminthes; Trematoda; Strigeidida; Schistosomatidae
Source: the annotation of a GenBank genome assembly